AUGCCGAGCCCGACCAAGCCACUCUACCAGAUCUGUCUCAUUGGAUCAGGAGGCGUCGGUACAAUCGCCUCCGUUGUUCUCACGAAAUCCAACCUCGCAAAUGUGACCGUCGUGCUUAGAUCGAAGUUUGACUACGUCUCCCAGCAUGGAUGGGACGUCGAUUCAGUUGAUCAUGGCCAGUUACCCAGGUGGAAGCCGCAUCGAAUAGUGUCAUCAGCCCUGGACGCAGCAAAGGAUGACGAAGGACAGCCUGUAGAAUACGAUUAUCUUGUUUUGUGCACAAAGCAGCUGCCAGAGCGAAAUCCUGUCGUCGAUAUACUAUCUCCUGUGAUAACCGUUGGAAAAACUACCAUUGUCAUGAUACAAAACGGGAUUGGCAUCGAACAGGACGUUAUCAAGAAAUGGCCAUCUAAUGCUGUUAUAAGCAGUGUUAGUCACAUCGGAAGCGCGAUCAAGGAGCCGAAUAUUGUGAAACAAGUUGGUCGAGAUGUGUCAAAAAUGGGACCUCACUAUCAUGCAGGCCUGGAAGACUCUGAAAGCUUGAAGAGAGCAAAAGCCUUUGUGGAGAUGUACUGUGCUGGUGGGGCCAGCGUUUGCGAGCUGGUGGAUGAUAUUCAGAAGGCCAGGUGGGAGAAGCUGUUGUGGAAUGGAACCUUCAACACGGUGUGUGCAUUAUCCAGGAUCAAUGUCGGCGAGCUUCAGAGAAGUGGGGGAAGAGAGACCAUGAUUGUCCCAAUGAUGUGGGAGAUGUGGCAGAUUGCAAAGGCCACAGGCCAUGAGUUACCCGAGUCUGUUGUCGACUGGAUGGCUUAUAGGCUUCCAAACGACUGUGACUAUAAGCCCAGUAUGCUUGUAGAUUUAGAAGAAGGACGGCCUAUGGAAUUAGAAGUAAUCUUGGGCAACCCGCUCAAGAUUGCAAAAGAGGUUGGGGUGGAAACCCCAAUCCUAGACGUGGUUUACAGAUUACUUCAGGUUCAACAAUGGCAGAUUGAUCAAGCUAGGGUAUAG
Molecule: messenger RNA, 1008 nt
Organism: Clonostachys byssicola
Lineage: Eukaryota; Fungi; Ascomycota; Sordariomycetes; Hypocreales; Bionectriaceae
Source: the annotation of a GenBank genome assembly